Molecule: messenger RNA, 2406 nt
Organism: Trifolium pratense (red clover)
Lineage: Eukaryota; Viridiplantae; Streptophyta; Magnoliopsida; Fabales; Fabaceae
Product: U-box domain-containing protein 35
Exons: 10
Coding region: 1-2373 (790 amino acids)
Biological process (GO): protein phosphorylation
Molecular function (GO): protein kinase activity; ATP binding
Source: RefSeq, a predicted model, not a curated record
AUGUCAAGGGCUAUUCAAGAGAAGAAGUUAGGUGCGGGACGUGUCGUCGCAGUAGCAGUUGAGAAUAAUAAAACAAGCCAAUAUGCAGCUAAAUGGGCUGUUGAUAAUCUUCUUCCUAAAGAUCAACAUUUAUUAUUAGUUCAUGUUAGACAAAAGGCUUCUUCAAUUCCUACAACAACUGGAAAUCAUGUACCUAUUGAUGGCAAUGAUGAUUUGGCUAGAGUUUACAUGCAACAAAUGGACAACGAGUCUAAGGAGCUUUUCGCUUCAUUUCGUGUAUUCUGCAAUAGAAAGAAUAUACAAUGUAAAGAAAUAUUGUUGGAGGACAUGGAUAUAUCUAAGGCAAUCAUAGAAGGUAUUACAACAUAUUCCAUUGAACUUCUGGUUCUUGGAUCACCAUCAAAGAGUGGUCUUGUAAGGACAACUGAUGUUCCUAGUCUCGUGUCGAAAGGGGCACCUUCAUUUUGCACGGUGUACAUUAUUUCUAAGGGAAAAAUUUCAUCUGUAAAAACUGCUACUGCUCCAAUACCUGUGAGAGCCAUACAGCGUGCAUUGCCGCCGCCACAACAGCUACAUCAAAGUCCUGAUAGAAUGGAUUUACAUUCACUAAUGCGAAACCACCCACCACGACCAUCUGCAGAGAAGCUAACACACCAUACAAGCCAACAUCAAUCCCAUCAAGAUGAAAUCAUAUCACCAUUUACAAGAGGUGCAAGACCAACACACAGAUCGUACGAGUCCUCAAUCCCUGAAUCCGAUAUCUCAUUCGUGAGCAGUGGAAGGCCGAGUGUUGAUAGGCUGUUUCCUUCUUUGUAUGAAGAAAUGGACUCUGUCCCUCGGCUUUCAGGAAGCACAGAUUAUGAUGUCAGAAGCUUCGGUUCGUCUUUCUCAGGAGGUGCUAAGUCAAUUGAUCAAUCUGAAUACUCAUUCAGUUCACAAGACAGUGGGAAUGGGUCCAUGUCAUCACUACCAAGGAUAUCAACCUCGGAUGAAGUGGAAGCUGAAAUGAGGAGAUUGAGGUUAGAGUUGAAGCAAACAAUGGAAAUGUAUAGUACAGCUUGCAAGGAAGCACUGACAGCUAAACAAAAGGCAAUGGAACUUCAGCGUUGGAAAUUAGACGAACAAAGGAAAAUGGAAGACGCACGAUUCUCUGAAGAAACAGCAUUGGCGAUAGCUGAGAAAGAGAAAGCAAAAAGUAAAGUUGCCAUGGAGGCAGCAGAAGCAUCUCGAAAAAUUGCAGAGUUGGAAGCACAGAAAAGAGCGAAUGCAGAAAUGAAAUCUCAAGCAGAUUCUGAUCAGAGGAAGAAGAUAGGAGGAGGAGACAGUUUCUUACACGGUCCUGCUCGGUACAGAAGAUACACUAUCGAGGAAAUCGAAGAAGCAACAGGCUACUUUUCCAACUCACUGAAAAUUGGAGAAGGAGGUUAUGGACCAGUCUAUAGGGCUGAACUAGAUCACACUCCAGUUGCUAUAAAAGUGUUAAAACCUGAUGCAGCUCAAGGAAGAUCACAGUUUCAACAAGAGGUUGAAGUGCUGAGUAGCAUAAGGCAUCCAAACAUGGUUCUCCUCCUUGGAGCAUGUCCAGAGUUCGGUUGCCUAGUGUAUGAGCACAUGAGUAACGGAAGCUUGGAUGAUUGCCUCUUCAGGAGAAAUAAUAAAAUGCCAGUUCUACCAUGGCAACUACGAUUCCGAAUCGCAGCGGAGAUUGCCACCGGUCUCCUUUUCCUUCACCAGACAAAACCAGAACCAUUGGUGCACCGUGACUUAAAACCUGGAAAUAUUUUGCUCGACCGGAACUAUGUGAGCAAGAUCAGUGAUGUUGGGUUGGCAAGGCUUGUCCCUCCUUCGGUUGCAGACACCGUGACACAGUAUCGCAUGACAGCAACUGCUGGAACUUUCUGUUACAUUGAUCCGGAGUACCAACAAACAGGCAUGCUUGGAACAAAGUCUGAUAUUUACUCACUUGGGAUCAUGCUUCUACAAAUGAUAACAGCAAAACCACCAAUGGGUUUGAGUCACCAUGUUUCAAAAUCUAUUGAGAAAGGUACUUUUCGUGAGAUGCUUGACCCUGCUGUGGAGGAUUGGCCAGUUGAACAUGCAAUGCAUUUUGCCAAGCUUGCUCUUCAGUGCGCUGAAAUGAGAAGAAAAGACAGACCUGAUCUUGGGAAAGUUAUUUUGCCUGAGCUUAACAAACUCAGAGAUUUUGCUGAUGAUAACAUGCCUAUGAUGAUGAUGAUGUUUGGUGCAAGAAAUAACAACGUUUACUCACGAACCGGGUUUUCCUCAUCAAAUCAAGACACAAUGAGUGAUUCCCAAUCAAUGUCAUAUGAAAGCAACUCAAACUCAAGUACAUCAUCAUUGGGAAAAAUGUAGAUUAUGCAGUCCAUUGUAAAUAUUAAUGCUUCU